This is a messenger RNA of Aureococcus anophagefferens, 837 nucleotides long. RefSeq lists its product as hypothetical. The annotation marks the transcript as partial. The record is from RefSeq and is a predicted model, not a curated record. NCBI's taxonomy places the organism in Eukaryota, Pelagophyceae, Pelagomonadales, Pelagomonadaceae. The transcript has a single exon.
AUGGCCCGCUCGCUGGACCCGUCGUUCAGCGUCAUGGACGCCUUCGAGCGAGAAGCGCUUCUCACGCUGCUGCGGGCGUCGCACGAGAGCGAGCGCACGCUCGCGGCGUACCAGCUGCGGCGCCUCGUGUCCCGCGCCGCGCGGGAGAUGAGCGGCGAGACCUUCGGCCGCUUCGAGGACGAGCUCUACAGCACCCUGUUCCGCAUGGUGCACCACGGCGGCGACGUCGAGGAGCGCCUGGGCGGCGUCGCGGCGAUCGAGGCGCUCGUCGGCGCGCCGAGCGCGGAGCCCGAGACCAAGGGCAUCAAGUUCGCCAACGUGCUGUCGAACGCGCUCAAGCAGUGCUGCGUCGGCGACGGCCGCGGCGGGAGUAGCCAGUUCCUCGGGUCGCCCGAGGGCCAGCGCCAGUUCGUGACGCGGACGGCCGCCGCGCUCGGGAGACUCGCGCGGCGGGGCCCCGCGAGCAGCAGCGACCACGUCGAGUUCGAGGUCGGCCGGGCGCUGGAGUGGCUCCAGCGGCCCGCGGGCGCCGACGGCCAUCUGGGCGGCGCCAAGGCCGCCGCGGACGCGCCCGGCGGCGCGCAGCGGCGGCUCGCCGCGUGUUUGGUGCUCCGCGAGCUCGCGAAGCACGCGCCGACGCUCUUCUACGCGCGCGUGCGCGACUUCUUCGAGCGCGUCUGGCCCGCGCUGAUGGACGCGCGGUCGCCGGACGUCCGCGAGGCCGCGGCCGCGGCGCUCGGCGCGGCUUUGGAGAUCGUCGCGCGGCGGCCGACGGCGCAGCACAGCCACUUCUACUGCGCCAUCUACGCCAAGGCCCACGCGGCCCUGGCCCCCCAC